Molecule: messenger RNA, 4757 nt
Organism: Octopus bimaculoides (California two-spot octopus)
Lineage: Eukaryota; Metazoa; Mollusca; Cephalopoda; Octopoda; Octopodidae
Biological process (GO): regulation of immune system process; regulation of cytokine production; negative regulation of transcription by RNA polymerase II
Cellular component (GO): nucleoplasm
Molecular function (GO): DNA-binding transcription repressor activity, RNA polymerase II-specific; RNA polymerase II cis-regulatory region sequence-specific DNA binding
Source: RefSeq, a predicted model, not a curated record
UAUCAUUCACACAAGGGAAUCAUUUUCCAUAGCACCGCUGGUGUAAUUAGUUCAGUUCAUUAAGACUGCAUCAUGUCUAGUAAUUAUCUGGUGUUAAGAUGAAUAUUAAUGUUUGUGGAUAACAUCUUUAAGAUCCGCUUUUCUUACAUCUGCCAGAUUAAAUAUCUUAUUUCGUUAGAAACUAGUCCAACCUUAAAUUAUUUGCCUCCCUAUUUUACAGGGAACAAAGGAUCCCCAACAACUGAGAAGCAGAAACUUUUUAACUGAAGAUCGCGGAUUAUAUUUGUAUUGCUACCACAGAACGUUUUCUCUACUCUUUCACUAUUCGUGAAUACUGAUUUAUUGACUCUCCAUGCACACACACACACAUAUAUAAAUAUAUAUAUAUAUAUACAAACAUCCUGUAUUGAACACACACACACACACACACCUUUUUUCUAUUUACAACAUCAGGUUUUUGUUUUCCUUGUUUAAUGAAAACCUUUCCUUUACAAACUAUUACAGAAAAAAACAUUAUUUUCACCAUAAUCUCUUCUAUCACUUCUUUAUGGAUCCUCGUUCUCUCUUUAUUAUUAUUUUAAUUUAUUUCCCCCACUUAUUAUCCAUUAACCCUCUCCACAUUUUUUAACAUAGAGAAAGAAGUAUUUUGUCUACAACAGCAGAUGUGGAGAGGACCGCGUAUGCCACAAGUAUUUAAAUGGUAAGUAGAAAAUAUAUCUGCUUUGCCUAUUUUCUGCACAUGCAAGCAAUCCUAUCAGAAACAAGAAGCUGUACCUUAUCAUAUAUUAAUUGGCAUUUCUCAGUUUUAAAGACUUCUCAAAGAAUUUAAUAUGGAAGACGUUAAUCCCUUGGACACUUUUAAUAACGCACCUGUUUUUAACAAUAUCGAUUCAGUAACAGAAACAUGCAGUGGUGAGAAAUCUUUAUCUAGUGAAACAUUUACUAAACAAACAUCGCCAGACAAAAACUUAACUGAAUAUUGCUGUGAGAUUUGUAAGGAGACAUUUUCUUCAGAAGAGGAAGUCUUUACACACAAAGAAAUACAUGACAAAGGAAAACUCUUUAACUGUGAAAUCUGUGGGAAGUAUUUUGUAAAUUGCAAUAAGUUAAAACGUCACAAAAUAAUCCACGCUGGAGAAAAACCAUUUCACUGUGAAGUAUGUGGGAAGUCUUACGUGUCGAACAGCAAGUUAAGAAGACACAAGAGAAUCCACACUGAAGAGAAAUCCUACCAUUGUGAUGUAUGUGGGAAAUGUUUUGUUUCACUCAGUAAAAUAACAAGACACAAAAGAAUUCAUACUGGCGAGAAACCUUAUCACUGUGAUAUAUGUGGGAAAUCUUUUGUCGACAAUAGUAGUUUGUCAAGGCAUAAUAGAAUCCACACUGGAGAAAGGCCAUACUGUUGUGAAAUCUGUGGGAAAUCUUUUAUUAAUAAAUCAAAUCUUGUCAUCCAUAUACGCAGUCACACUGGAGAAAAACCUUAUCACUGUGAUAUAUGUGGCAAAUCUUUUUUUGAUAAUAGUUAUUUAACAAGUCAUAAGAGAAUCCACACUGGAGAGAAACCGUUUCAGUGUGAAACAUGUGGAAAAUCUUUUAUUUGCAAAAGUGAUUUAACAAAACACAAAAGAAUCCACACUGGAGAAAGACCCUAUCACUGUGGGUUAUGUGAGAAAUCUUUUAUUGAUAAUAGUAGUUUGGCAAAACACAGAAGAAUCCACACUGGAGAGAAAACCUACCACUGUCAGAUAUGCGGGAAAUCAUUGAUGAGUAAUUCAAAACUUGUUAUACACAUUCGUAGUCAUACUGGAGAGAAACCGUAUCAGUGUGAUAUAUGUGGGAAGUAUUUUGUUGAUAACAGCUAUUUAACAACACACAAAAGAUUACACAGUGGAGAGAAACCAUACCACUGUGAAAUCUGUGGAAAAUCCUUCAUGAAUAAUGCAAAAUUAAUUAUCCAUAUCCGAAGUCACACUGGAGAAAAACCAUUUCACUGUGAUAUAUGUGGCAAGUAUUUAGUCUCUGACAGUAAUUUAGCCAGACACAAAGAAAUACACACUGGAAUAAAACCUUUCCACUGUGAUAUAUGUGGGAAAUUUUUCGUUUAUAACAGUGAUUUAAGGAAACACAAGAGAAUCCACACUGGUGAAAAAUCAUUUUAUUGUGAUAUAUGUGGCAAAUCUUUCAUUCAAAAUUCAAGUCUUGUUAUUCACAUACGAAGUCACACAGGAGAAAAACCUUAUCACUGUGGAAUAUGUGACAAGUCUUUUGUCUCUAACAGUAAAUUAAAAAGACAUACACGGAUACACACUGGAGAACAACCAUAUCAUUGUGAUAUAUGUGGUAAAUCUUUUGUCGAUAAUAGCUAUUUAACCAGUCACAAAAGGAUACACAGUGGAGAGAAAUUGUUUCAUUGUGGGAUAUGUGGUAAAUAUUUCAUUAAUAAUUCAAGUCUUGUUAUCCAUAUACGUAGCCACACUGGAGAAAAACCAUUUCACUGUGACAUUUGUGGCAAAUCUUUCUCUGUCAAUUGCAGUCUUUUAGUCCAUAAAAGAAUCCACACUGGAGAAAGACCUUAUUAUUGUGAUCUGUGUGGGAAAUCUUUUAUCACUAACAAUCUCUUAAAAGCACACAAACAAAUACACACUGGAGUGAAACUUUUCAAUUGUGAAACAUAACAAAAUUUAUCAUUUUGUGACUGUAAACUGAAAUAACAUUGAUGAGUAGACAUUUGAAUAGACUUUGGGAUUUAUCUUUUAUUUUUUACUUGUUACAGUCAUUAGCCUGUGGCCAUGCUGGGGUACCACCUUGAAGAAUUUUUUAGCUAAAUGAAUCCACUCCAGUACUUGUUUUUUUUUUUUUUUUUACCCUGGUAUUUAUUCUAUCAGUCUCUUUUCCUGAACUGCUAAGUUAUAGGAAUGUAAACACCAAUACUGGCUGCCAAGCGGUGGUAGACAGGCACACACACAAACAUGACAGGGUUCUUUCAGUUUCUGUCUUCCAAAUCCACUCACAAGUCUUUGGUCAGCUCUAGACUAUAGUAGAAGACACUUGCUCAUGGUACCACACAGUGUAACUGAACCCUUGACCAUGUGUUUAUGUCCCUUUAGAUUCUAUAUCCAGAUCCUGCGAUGAUCUGGUAAAAUACCAGUCAAGUACUCGGAUCGAUAUAAUUGCUUAUCCCACUUGCCCCCAUCCACAAAUGUGUGGCCUUUUGCCUAUCAUAGAAACUAUUCUGUUUUGAAGCUUCAUGAAAAUUGGAUUACUACCAAUUUUAUUUCAUGUAAAAAAAAAUUUUUUAAUAUGAUUAUUGGAUUAUUUUGUUGAGAAAAGGCUUUGGAACAUUUGUAUGUCUACCACUUGGGCUGAAAAGAAUGUUUUUUUUUUUUUUGAACAUUUUAAUAUUUUUUCAUCAUGGCUUCUUCAUAUAAUAGAGCAGUAAAAAAGUAGUUGCUAGUGUAGUAGGAGAAACUAUGUAAAGAGAUAGAUUUAAAAAUUUGAAAAUUAAACAGGCAGAAUAUUUCAGACAUCUUACACAUGUGUUAUUGUAUGACUAAGCACAAAGAAUCCAGUACAGCUCUAUUGAAAUAAAGAGCUUAAUGGUAUUAACAACAGCAACUGUUUUGGUAAUGUUAUGAACCCAAAAGAACUUGAUUGAGGUUAACUCUUGGAAAGGUGUAUUGCAAAGUACAAUGCUGCCUUACUUUGGAAUGCAUCAAGGAACUGGGAAAGUGCGUCAUACCUCUAUCUUGCCAGAAAUGGAAGGGGCUGCCAUACAGUCACAAAAGAAUAGUUGAUAGAAGCCCUGGCUUCUGUUUUUGUAUUGCAUUAUCAGUAAUAGUUUAAAAAAACUGUUUUACAACAAAUGCCCCUAACCCUAACUGAAACUGAGAGGGAGAAAGAAUGUGAUACAGGAAUAUGUGAACUACAGAAAACGAUAUAGAAGCAGUUAUCAUACAUAGCAAAACAAACGCACAAACUUGUUCUUUUUCUCUUUCAAAUUAGCCACUUCACUGGUGUUCGUAGCAUGAAAAAAUUACUUUGUACACACUGUGAAAUGGUUGGUGUUUGGAAGGGCAUCAUAGCAAAACUGACACUGGAACACAUGAAGUGCGGUGGCUUGCCAGAUCCUGUCAAACUGUCCUACCCUUGUCAGCACAGAAAACAUGUUAAAUGAUGAUGAUAUGAAUAUAUAUAAAGUACACAACAUAUAUAAAACAGUAAAAACUAGAAUCCCUGUAACUCACUUAACAAUGGCAUUAAACUAAUGAAAAAUAAAUGUAAAACAAUCAAAAUAUAGAAAUGUUCAUGUUAUAUUUCUCAGCACAACCCUGGUUGUUUUUUUGUUUUUUUUAAUACAAUCUCUGAAAAAAUACUUGAAAAGUUUAUUUGUAAAAAUAUUAGAAUUCCUUUUGAAGUUGCAGUUUCUUUCCAUUUCUGAGCUUCAUUCUUCUUGUAGGACAUGUUAGAUACUCUGUUUGAUAUUGAAAUAGCCAUCUUUAAAGGAUCUUCUAGAAUUAUAUCUCAAGUGCUGUUAACUUUAUAUUCAAAUUAAGACAAUUACACGGAAGUUAAAACAUUGCAAAGCAGUGUUAUUUCCAUCAUUAUGAAUAGGUCAUCAUUUGUACUGUCCUCUCAUUGAAUGUGACUACAGUGGCUGCUGAUUAAACAUCGUUUUAUAUAAUAUGAUGCUAAAGUUGUCUCUUUACAACUAACUGAUUUUUCUCCCUCAAUAAAGAUAUAUUAAAGAUUUCACCCAA